ACGAGUGAAGACGCAACGCACAAGUUUUGGCGCGCAUUUUGACGUGCGAAGUUCCUUUCGACCUGCGUCUUAUUUGUUUUUUAUUUAUUUGUUUUUUUAAGUGUUCACAAAAAAGUUUUGUGCCACGCGUGUGUUUGCUUACUGCCUGGCUAAUUGCUAAAAAAUUCAUGAGACAAUUAAAUAGAUACGAUAGGCAGGUAUUUGUACUACAAACGAUACAAAACCAGACAAAGCCGCACUAGGUAGUGCGUGUGUUUUUUUUUUCGAUGCGUGUCUGUGUCAACAGCAACAUGUAAAUCCAUGGCGGACAGCAACAAACCCAAAUACAAAUCCCCCGGCUCUGGCGCUAUCCACAUAGUGCAGAGCCGGAGGCGCACGAAACUCCUUUGGCUGGACUGUUUCUGCUUCCUACAGCUAUGUUUACUUAGCAAAGUUAUCAAACUGGCGGCGCUCGCCGAGGAAGUUGCCACAUCAACGAGCAGCAUCUCGGAUGAAUGGGGCUCCGGCAUGAUGGGCACCAAUUUCCUCGUAGAGAUCGAACAGACUGCGGCCAUGGCGCCCGCCAGUGGCAACAAUGCCGAUGAUUACUUAAACAGUCAAGAGGAGGACGUCGGCUCGACUACAACCAUAACUGGAGCUACGAAUGGCACAAAUGUGGCGACGGGCCCCAAAAUCAUAGUUCGUACCGAAGAGGUGCUCAUUGUUGGGCUCGUGCUGGUGCUCUGGGUCGGAGCUAUAAUGCUGUUCUUCAAUCGCUGGGGCAAGAUACGAAUGCUGGAGCCAUACCAGCCCAAGUUUCAGCAGCAGCAUCGGUCUUCCUGCCCGCUGGUCGACUUGGAUGCCGUGCAGGCGCAUCAGCGCGCAUCUGUUUCGCGCAUGUCGAUGGGCAUGGUGCACAAUUUGAAUAUGCCAACGUGUCAAUUUACGGCUUAUAAUCCAAGUGUAUAUGCGAAGGGCUACGCCUCACACAUCUCGCACGUCUCAAGGCCCCGACAGAACUCAGUGUUCGUUGGCGCCAGUACCAGUCACUUUUUGAUGCCAAAACCACCACGUAAGACACGCUCAGCCAUGGAUCUGCACUCGAUGGUGUUGGACGAGAGUGCCGAGCAAGUUUAGGAGCCCAAAGAGCUCUACAAAACACAUACGAGUACAUAUGUAAUAGCACAUAUAUUUUUUUGUGAGAGUAGUAUAUACACUCGUACCACUACUAUAUUGAUCGUAUUGUAUUGUAUUGUAUUGUAUUGUAUGUGUUUACUUAUAAGUAAGUAGCUUAUUAAGCCGGUAAGCAUAAGUGCGUGUGUGUGCGUAUGUUUUGUACAAGUGAGCGAUUGAGCGAUUGAACAAUGAUGAUAAUGCAGAUGAUUACAAUGAUGAUAGCGAUGAUGUGCACAAGCCAUUGGUAAUGGAUUGAAAAACUGUUAACGAUCUGAGGAACAACACUGUCCAAUUGCAACUAUUUACAACACUUAUUCGCAUAUAACUCAUAACUUAACUAACGCACCAUCCACCUCCACAUACACACACAGAAUUCUAUCCUGUUGGCCUCUCUAUGUGUAUGUGUGUGUGUGUGUGUGGAUGCUCGGGCAACUCGUUGAAUAAUGGAAUAUCUAGUUGGCCGAGCAUCAUUAUCAGCAUCUGCUAAUGGCCAGCUCCAAAUGUCAUUUUAAAAGUCAAUUUUAUGCGCGUCCGAUGCGAGCAAAUAUCGGUGCCUGAAUUUGCUAUAGUUUCUGCUAGUAUUUGAUAUAAUUAAAUUUCUACUACUAAUAUCUAUCUAUCUGUCUAUCGAUUUCACUCUCUAUAUAUUUUAAACUAAAGUAGCGUCUUAGCUCUUUUCUACUCAAUUGUUGCGCUUUCCAGCUAUUACAAAUAGUUUUUACUUACAUACUUACAAGUAUAUACCAAGGCGUAUUUACUAAUACAAGAAUAAAGAAUAAUAAUAAAUAGUAUUUCAUGUGCAUAUUACAUACACAU
Molecule: messenger RNA, 1971 nt
Organism: Scaptodrosophila lebanonensis
Lineage: Eukaryota; Metazoa; Arthropoda; Insecta; Diptera; Drosophilidae
Exons: 6
Coding region: 301-1116 (271 amino acids)
Source: RefSeq, a predicted model, not a curated record